ACUUCGGCUCCCUCUUCCUUGUCGCUUGCGCUUUGAAAUUGUUGGCCACCCUAAAGGGGAGGAAGUCAAUCGGCUUUUUGUUUAAGCGACGUCGGAUAGAUACCGGCCUUUCUCUGUAAGUUUUCUGUUCUUUGUGGUUCUGGUGGUAGGUGUAGGAAGAAGCGCUUAGGCACUCCCUCGGAAAGAAGUUUACAUAAUUUUUUUUUGCUGUUGUUAUUUGCUCCGUCUUUUUCAUUGUCUUCAUUUCGGUCGUUUUGUUUGCAUGUUUUGUUCCGUUUUGUUGUUGGUUGUAGGAAAGUGCGCUUUGCUACGUGCGAACUGUCUGGCUGCCGGACGAGGGGACAUGAGAGUCUAACGGGACAAUGCGGCCCCGUGGGGGAAGCAACGGGGAUGCCAGUGGUGCCCGUUCGAAACCGAGCCGAAAAUAAUAAUAAUAAUUAUUAUUAUAAGUAGUAACAAUAAAAGCUCCGCAGAACUGAAGUGGGUGCGCAGUGGGUUCUGGAACCGGCACCGUGUUGGAUUAGCUGGUGGGAGUGGUGGGGGAGUGCGGCGCAUUUUCUAGGAUGGCAUCGGCCAAAGGCGCACUGGGGGCGGACAGUGAGGACGGUUCAUUUCGGGACACCGGCGGCGCCACAGGCGGCUCCCAGAUGCAUGGGGACGCGCCGCAGCCCCCCGGCAGCAACAGGACGUAUUCUUUGGACGACCUGGACACCGUCGCUACGGUUGGAACUGGAACGUUUGGCCGAGUGUUUCUGGUGAAGGACAGAAAAGCCAGCGGCUACUUUGCACUGAAGGCCAUGAAGAUCCCAGAAGUGAUUCGCCUGAAACAGGAGCAGCACGUCCACAAUGAGAAGGCAGUUCUUACAGAGGUGAACCACCCCUUCCUAAUCAGGCUGUUUUGGACGCACCACGACGAGCGCUUCCUCUACAUGCUGAUGGAAUACAUAGCCGGCGGCGAGCUCUUCAGCUAUCUGCGAAACCGGGGCAGGUUCAAUAACAGCACGGGCCUCUUCUACACCGCGGAGAUCGUGUGCGCCAUCGAGUACCUGCACUCCAAGGAGAUCGUUUAUAGAGACUUGAAACCCGAGAAUAUACUGCUGGACAGUGAAGGGCACAUCAAGCUCACGGACUUUGGCUUUGCUAAAAAACUGAGCGACAGGACCUGGACACUCUGUGGUACCCCAGAGUACCUGGCGCCCGAGGUGAUUCAGAGCAAAGGUCACGGCCGAGCGGUGGACUGGUGGGCUCUGGGGGUCCUCGUCUUUGAGAUGCUCUCUGGGUAUCCACCAUUCUUUGAUGACAAUCCAUUUGGCAUUUAUCAGAAAAUCCUUGCUGGUAAGCUGGAAUUCCCCCGGCACUUGGAUUUCUAUGUCAAAGAUCUAAUCAAGAAGUUUCUGGUUGUUGAUAGAGCGAGAAGGCUUGGGAAUAUGAAGAACGGAGCGGAUGAUGUGAAAAAACACAGAUGGUUCAAAUCUAUAGACUGGGAGGGCGUGCCACUGCGGAAGCUGAAGCCUCCAAUAGUCCCAAAAGUAACCCAUGACGGAGACACGUCAAACUUUGAUGCAUAUCCUGAAGAUGAGUGGAAAAAGGAGGCUCCGGUACAUCCCAAGGACCUCGAAAUCUUCAAGAACUUCUGAAAGGUCUUCGGCAUUGAAGCAGCAGGUGCUGCCUCCGUAACUCAAGUGAAGAACUGCUGCCGAGUUUUUCAACCGUCCUCUUCCAAUGAAGCAUUAUUCAGUGGCUCUAAAACCACAAUGAAUGUGUUUUUUUUUUUUUUAAUACCAGUCUUGUUUUGAAUUUUUGAAAUACGUUAAGGUAUUUCACUACAGGGGAAAUGUGCAGUUUCUUUGAGGUUUACAGCUAAUAACUGUAAAAGUGAAUGGAAAAGGAUUUGAUGUCUAGAAACCUGGGUGGGAUGUUUUGCAAAUUAGCUAUUGAAUUUUAUUUCAGCAGAAAUGUUACAUGAUGCAAAGCAUGGGAAUCGGGCAUUGAAUCUCUGUUAUCACAACGGUACAGGUAACAUGUUUAAAAAUAUACUUCUGAAGCUAUCACAUCAUGCACAUGAACAAGUCUACAGGCAUAUACCUCAAAAUGGUACUGUAGAUUUUUUUUUAUACAGCACAUAGUUAUAUUGAUAUUGUUUUGCUGCUGAACAUCAAAUUGGAUAUAUUGAAAGAGAAAGUAAUAUAAAAAAAUCUGUGGGGGUGUUGCAUGGUAAAUCCAGUUCUUCCAGUUUUGAACUGUAUAUUAUUUUUUUUUAUUGCGUAAUCAUUCUGCUGAGCAGUGUGUUUAACACAGAAAUUGUACAACAAAAUCAGGUCCAAUUAAAACAACAAAAGCCAAGUGGCUGACGUUACUGAUUAAUGAACUGGACUGGGUCAAGCCCUUUUCUUCUAAAACCGGCCCCUCUCACUGAAGAUGUUUGUAAAACCUGUUUUAUCAGAGUAAAUAUAGGAACAAAACAACAUCCCAGUGCAUAAUUUUAAAGCAUUUCCAUCACCAAAUGCACUGAUGAAACUGAGAAUUAAUUUGGUGCUAAAAUCUUCUAUUAUUUAAUAUGUACUUGUCAAGUGAUUUUGGUUUAUUUAUGCCUUUGGUGUUCCAAAACAUUGAAUGAAUUUUUACAUCUGUUACCAAUGCCUUUUUUUACUGCCUUAUUUUAACGCUCUGCCUUUUUUAACCAGGACAUGGUCUCGUUCUUCAGUAAUACGUCCAUUGUUAAUUAUUGUUGUAGCAUUUUUAUGUUUGGAAAAAUGAUGACAAUGAUGGCAGUUCGCACAUCUUUAAAUAUGGUUUUAAUAUUCAUAAUGUUCUGCCUUUUGGAGGUGUAUGUGUAUUAGCACUGUGUUUCCUACAGCCAAAACCAGUUUCUGAAUUACAGAUUGAAAUACAGAUGAUUAAAUCAU
Brienomyrus brachyistius is the source of this 2906-nucleotide messenger RNA. It is a transcript of the gene prkx, whose product is annotated as protein kinase X-linked. Gene Ontology annotation, molecular function: ATP binding; protein serine/threonine kinase activity. Bases 564 to 1637 code for a protein of 357 amino acids. The transcript is spliced from 9 exons. Lineage: Eukaryota; Metazoa; Chordata; Actinopteri; Osteoglossiformes; Mormyridae. Gene Ontology annotation, biological process: protein phosphorylation. The record is from RefSeq and is a predicted model, not a curated record.